This is a messenger RNA of Glycine soja, 594 nucleotides long. RefSeq lists its product as uncharacterized. The transcript is spliced from 2 exons. Bases 1 to 594 code for a protein of 197 amino acids. Lineage: Eukaryota; Viridiplantae; Streptophyta; Magnoliopsida; Fabales; Fabaceae. The record is from RefSeq and is a predicted model, not a curated record.
AUGAAAAGAAGCGAAAGAUCGACAAAGCGUGAUCCAUCUUAUUGGGAGUAUGUUGAUGCUUAUCAUUCAGUUCAAAACAGCAACACCUCAGUCAGACCCAAUCCAUCAUCUUUUGAACCACCGAAGCCAGUAAGGAUGAUCCCCAUGUUGGAUCAAUUUCCGCCAUUUAUGCAUGGUUUCAUUGAGGAUGUUGUUGAUGUGAAAGCAGAUGGUCAUUGUGGAUAUCGAUCAGUUUCCGCUCUGUUAGGUAUGGGAGAAGAGUGUUGGGCCAUGAUGCGUAACGAAUUGAUUAAAGAACUUGACAAAUGGUCGCAAGACUACAAAAAGAUCUUUGGUGGCACGAAGAGAUAUGAACAGCUGAGGUUGUCCCUACACGUGGAUGGGUUAUCCAAGGUUAGUAUGGACAAAUGGAUGGAUAUAACGGAUAUGGGAUAUGUAAUUGCAUCAAGAUAUAAUGUAAUCCUUGUAUCGUUGUCACGGCAACAGAGCUUCACAUUUUUUCCUCUCAGAAGUCGACCACCGGCCAAUUCUUCUGCACACCGCAUGAUAUGCGUCGGUCAUGUGUUUAGCAGUCAUUUUGUUCAGGUCCAUUGA